AUGAAAGGGUCGACUCUGCUAGGAUGGGCUUCAAUGCCUGCAGCUCUCGCCCUGGGCAUUCCUCCUACUCAAGUGGUGCUCCCCGGCAAGAUUACCAAGGGUCUCAAGACGCUCACUUCCUUUGCAAGCAAAGACGAGAUCUGUCCACAGGCACCCAAGGUUGCAGUGCCCGCGGAUGGCUUGCAUGAAUCAGUGGCCUUUCUCAAGGAUGAGCAUUUCCGAGCUCGUCAGGCCCAGCGAUUAUCGAGGGCGGUCCAGGUGCCGACCACCGUGGGGGAUUUUGCGACUGACCCCUACGAUAAAUCCUUUGAGCCAAUUGUCGAGUUUCAGUCGCUGCUGAAGAAGAUGUUUCCUCGGGUUCACACUAAAGCCAAAGUAGAACACAUCAAUCGUUUGGGCUUGGUGUUUACUUUGCAAGGGAGCGACCCCAGUCGCAAACCAAUCUUACUCAUGGCGCACCAGGACGUCGUGCCCAUUGAUGAUCCGUCUGACUGGACGCACCCGCCUUUUUCUGGCCACUUCGACGGCGAGUGGAUCUGGGGUCGAGGCUCGAGCGAUUGUAAGAACACCUUGAUCGGUCUGAUGUCCAGUGUGGAAGAUCUGUUAUCCCAGGAAUGGCACCCGAGUCGCACGAUCGUGCUAGCCUUUGGCUUCGACGAGGAAUCGCACGGGUUCCUGGGAGCCGGAAAUAUUUCGACCGUUCUCGAGGACCGGUACGGUCGGGACAGCUUCGAGUUUAUCCUCGAUGAAGGCGGCACCGGAUUGAGAAACAUCGGCAACGAUACCAGUAUCCUCUAUGCUUCGCCUGCUGUUGGUGAGAAGGGGAGCCUUGACCUUGUGCUUGAUCUUGCGGUACCGGGUGGUCACAGCAGUGUUCCCCCGACGCACACGGGCAUCGGUAUCAUGGCCGAGAUCAUCUACGAGCUAGAGCGCCAAGAGCUCUUCUCUCCACGUCUGGAUCCAUCUCAUCCUUCAUACGGGAUGCUGGGAUGUCAGGCCCGGUAUUCACCUGACCACGUCGAGCCCUGGCUGUCCGAGAAAUUGGUCCAUGGAGACCCCGAAUCCCUGGCCGAGGCGCUGGCCGACUCCCGGGGUCCUGCCGUUCGAUAUACUCUUCAGACCUCUCAAGCCGCCGACCUGAUCACUGGUGGUGUCAAGACCAAUGCUCUGCCGGAAAAGAUCUCAGCGGUCGUCAACUAUCGCGUGGCUCUUCACAUGACCGCCGACCAGCUCCGUGAACGCGCCGUCCGCAUCAUUGAGCCCAUCGCCAAAGCUCACAACAUCACUCUGCAUGUCGACUUUGCCGGCUCGGCUAAUCCCACGGGCAUGUUUGACGGCACGGGUGACCGCACUCUCGUGCUCUCGCCCUUGAUGGAGCCUCUCGAUCCUGCCCCGAUUUCCCCCACCGAUCCCCUGACUUCUCAGACCUGGGCACGAUUCUCGGGAGUGAUUCGCAGCGUGUUUGAAUCCCAUUCGAAUCCGUUGACCUCGAAGAGCAGUGCUGAAUCCGAGACCAUCCCCAAGGUCGUGGUCACCGGCGACAUCAUGACUGGCAAUACCGACACGCGGUUCUACUGGUCAUUGACGGAGAACAUUUAUCGCUGGGCGCCGUCUCGCGAGGACGGUUCUUACAAUAUCCACACCGUCGAUGAGCGAGUCCACCUGGACGCUCACUUGGAAGGAGUUAUGAUCUUAUCCGAUCCUUUGACCAAUGGUCAGAUUGAAAUCGAGAAUGGAAUGGCAUCUAAGGUUGUGGCGAGCAUGGUGGAAAAGGAUGUUCAACCUCGAAACUGGCUGCUCCCGGUGAAUUUGUGA
This is a messenger RNA of Penicillium diatomitis, 1815 nucleotides long. It is a transcript of the gene cps1, whose product is annotated as Gly-Xaa carboxypeptidase. The transcript is spliced from 3 exons. The record is from RefSeq and is a predicted model, not a curated record. The coding region runs from base 1 to 1815 and encodes 604 amino acids. Gene Ontology annotation, molecular function: metallocarboxypeptidase activity. Gene Ontology annotation, cellular component: fungal-type vacuole lumen. Lineage: Eukaryota; Fungi; Ascomycota; Eurotiomycetes; Eurotiales; Aspergillaceae.